UUUCUCCCCAUUGCCUGGUCCAGUCUCUGAAUCCCAGUCAGAGUUAUGUGCUAAUUGGACUGGGGGCAGGGAAAGGAAAUGCCAACCCCCCUUCUCUACUCUAUAUCAGCCCCCACCCUCCCCCAGCCCUGGAUCAGGAAGCCAAUUCUCCAGAAGACAGGAAGUUCCUGGAGGCAGGGAGAUGCACCCUGGCACCCCAGCUACCUCAGGGCUCCCUGAACCCGCACCCCAGGAGCUGUGCGCCUUCGUGAGUGGGGUGGCUGCCCGAAUCCUGAGGACCCUGCAGCCCCGGAAGGCUCGGGCCCCCCGGAGAAAGCCCAACCACCGGAGAUUCCUCUACAAUCAGUUGUGCAGGAGCUUUGCAGAUAUUGAAGAAGCCACUCGACACUUGGCCCUGACUGUCCUGUCCCAAGGUGGCCCGGGCCCCCAGCCCAAGCCCCGGCUCCAAAGGCCUCCCUCACCCUUCCUUGGGGUGGCCCAGGCCCUGGCUGCCCCUGAGAAUCCUGGGCCUGGGCUGGCCCUGAGUCCCAGGGCUCUCCAGAGCCCAACCCAUGACUUUUUGGAGAUCAUUCCUCUGAGCCCUGGUCUGCAAACCCUUGGCCCUUCCCUUCUUCCUCCAGUUACCGAAGACCCCUCCAUGCUUGCCCAGAUGCCUCCUGACCCCUUUGAAAUUCCUCUAAUGAGCCCUUACCACUCCUCAUUCCCUCCAACUCCUGCCUCCUCCUUGUUUAUGCAGGCUCCCCAUCUCCCCCCAAUGACCUUUGGCCCCACGGACCUGUCCAACAAUGGUGUAGGGAUCCAUUACCAGGACCCAGGUCAAUGUCUUCCCUCCCGACCCAUGCCCCUGGACACCCUAUCCCCCCAUACCCUGGGGGUCUUGGAAGGGACCUGGCCUGCUGGGGACCCUGACUGUGGGGAUGUGAUGUGCUGGGCUGCUGAGACAGGCCGAUCCCCCACCUGCAGGAGACCAGAGCUGGGGACCCUCUGAGCUCGAGUCUGGGUCUCUUUGAUCGUGUCUCUCAGCCUCUUGUCUCCCUCAGUCUCAGAGCCUCCAGUUCAGUCUGUGUAAUUAGACGCGCGGUUUCGUCUCCGCCCCCUCCUCUAUUUAAUACUCCCUCGCUGGGUUUCUUUCGUCCUGGUCAGUUUCUCCCUUCAUCGUCUCCCUCAUCUUUCUAAUACCGGUCUCUAUUCACUCAGUCCUCUCUGGAGGUCGCUUCUCGAGGGCCGGGGCUGCUUCUCCAUCCCUUCCUCCAUUCCCCCCCCAACCCUCCCUUCCCCCACCCACCCACCCAGCUUGCCCCUAGCUCUGGGCCCAGAACUCAGCAGGUGCAUAAUAAAUAUUAGCGGCUGAAUUGGAGUGGUCUCUUUCCUCCACGCACGCGCAGAUAUGCUCCCGGUGCCAAGUAUGGGAUGGGCGAGGGUAAUUAUUCCGCUAGGAGACUAGUGACGUCACCACGCUUCGAGACUCCUCAUUGGUCAGUGGGAGGGGGCUCCCGGAGCCCCGGCUCGGUCCUUACCAGGCCCUUAUGACCUUGGCCCUCACGCCCAGCCUAAACGCCAGGCUCCAAGAAACCUCCUGAAGCUCUCUCCACCUAUGGCUAGGUAGGGAUCAGAGGUCAGCGGACCUGGCUUCUCUUUUUCCUCAGACUUUUUUUCCUUACCUCCGCCUCUCCAGGAUUUCAGGUUUCUGAUUGGUGGAGCGGGGCCUACAGCUAGCCAAUGGGGGUGCCUAGGGCGG
Messenger RNA from Dromiciops gliroides (monito del monte), 1738 nucleotides. It is a transcript of the gene C3H19orf85, whose product is annotated as chromosome 3 C19orf85 homolog. The record is from RefSeq and is a predicted model, not a curated record. Lineage: Eukaryota; Metazoa; Chordata; Mammalia; Microbiotheria; Microbiotheriidae. The transcript is spliced from 3 exons. Bases 182 to 988 code for a protein of 268 amino acids.